CAAUACUGUUCGAUCGCGCCUAUAUACGAAGAUGUUAAUGGAUUACCAGGCGCUGAUGUCACCCAACCAAGAUACGGUGGCUGUUACCAUCAAUGUCGCGUUAUCUAUACAUCAAAUUGGGCAAGUGAAUGAAGCGGAUGGCACCGUAAAAGUAUGCUUUGGACUUUAUCAGAGCUGGAUGGACCAAACACUAUCUUGGGACAUGGAGGAGUAUAACAUCACAUCUAUCUACAUUCCAAGACAUGCUGUUUGGGAACCUGAUACUACAUUACACAUGGGGGUAGCUACCAAGGAGACCAGCUCUAAAAAUGUUCUUGUUUUUGCGAGUGGAAAGGUGGCCGACGUGAGUAUCAUGGAGGCCUCUCUACCAUGUGUCAAAGGGAAGCCAAGUGACGAAAGCAGCAAUGGUUUGGACGAUGAAAUGAAUGGAAAGACGAGACGGAGGUGUACUUUGAAAAUGGGUUGUGCAAUACAGUCUCAUGCCGCCAUUUUGUACCACGCCACACCACCUGAUGUCACAGCUCUUGAAGACAUUAAGGAUGAGUGGUGGCUGGAUGGAGUGAUUAUCAAGCAGGAGGUGCAAUCAAGACCAAGCCCCCAUGGACCGAUCUCCUUGGCAACCUUCAACUUUAACAUGAUCAGUAACACAGAAACGUCAAACACCCCUAUUCAGUUAGUGGCACCGUCCAUCAUGACAUCACUUGCAGCACUGGGUGUGUUCUUUCUCCCACCAAUGGCAGGAGAGAGGAUUCUUAUGGUAGGGAUGGCUUUUCUUGGACAACUCAUCCUUGCAGGAUUCAGCGUCCUCGUGCAGAUCCAGUCCCAUGAACAAACAGACUUGUACAACUUUAUGCUCUUUUCAACGGUUUACAUUUUUCUCAUCAUUGCUGCUGUUUUAUUGUUGUUCUUCGUCCUUCCAUUGCUGAAGAGAUUCAAAACUAAAGAGGGCAAUACUGAAGAGGAUGGGGAGCAGUUGUUGACCAUAGCUGAAAAGAAACUUGUAUCAACAAUACCAGAUGCUGUUAUGUUCAUCAUUUUCAUCUCCUUAUACAUUGUCGGCUUGGCAACACUGUUCUCUUGAAAAUGUGCACGUUUCCUGUUUUUGAGGACAUGAUACUCAUACCUGGGUGUGAUGCCAGUAUCAUUAUCCAAGGCUUCAAAUGAUAACAUCAUCAUGUAAAAUAAGACUAUAUGAAGUAUUUCUAAUGGAGACAACUGGAGAUUCUUCAUUAUGAGCUUACGUUAAUUUGAAGAGGCUGUAGCCUUGCAAUAUCUUGUAAAAUUGAUUCCAUCUCUCGAAAAUUGAAUGAAAUUUAUUCAGUAUUUUAAAUUCAUUUUAGAUCUUAGUGAAUCACCCCUGGUUCAUAUCUUUAAGAGUUGCCAUUGAUUCAAAUUGUUCUUUACUAUGGAAAGCAAGCAUUGCUAUUUGUUAUUCAGAUUCUAGAAGGGGUAUCAAACUAUAUCUUUUUUAACAAAAUGUGAAUGGGUGGAUUGAUUAUACAUCUUUACUCUUGGAAAAAGAUGAAUUCAAAAUGUAGUCAAGUGACAUCAGCAUUGUGAGAGUACAGGCAUAUGUGCAGGGUUUUCAUGACAAAUGAUGGCAUUGCUUGAUGCCUAUAGUUUAGAUUUACCUGAAUGAAUAGAACUUGAUGAUACAGAGUUUGCACCAGGUUUAUGUUAAGGUAGUGCAUGAAAUCUGAAGACAAGAUGAUAGACACUUGUACCAAGCUACAAAAUGAGGUUAUUAAUAUGCCAUGGUGAAGUCCCUUUUUUGUGCUGUAAGCUUAUAAACGUCAAAUGGGCCUCCGGGGUUAGUUGGAAAAAAAUUGAAGGGGCUAGUUGGAACAUGUUCCAACUUACCCCAAACAUAAUUAUGAAUAAAAAUAUUUAUAGUAUUUCACACUCUUCUGAACAUGUAUUGUAUAUCAUGCUUGUUUUGUUUAUUAGUUAGGUCUGAGUGUGCAUUUAAGGUCACUACGCUGUCGCGCGAAAUUUUUUUUGACUACACUACUCGCUGACUUUUUACUUUCAAGUCUUGCGCAUCAUUUGAGACCAAAUUUGCGGUGCCUGUGUGCGCGGUUUUUGAAAUUACGCAACAUUUUGUACGUGCAUGUCGGACCCAAAAUUGCUCAAAAACGUGAUUCCAUGUACAAGGUCAAUGCAAAUUGUGUUUUUCAACCAAAAGUCAUAAAUGUACGAUUAUUUAUUACUUUUGUUGGUUCAAAUAGAUUUAUUUUAUGCUAUUUAUGAUCGCAAAAGAGUCCCGACAAAGUUCAUCGGAAAAAACAUAGGUUCGAAAAAACAAAGAAAUACAAAAAAAAAAAAAAAAAUACAUAAGAAAUUAUAUUUUUUGCAAUUUUUUGUGGAUAUUUGUUAUAAAUGUGAAAAUUGAUACUCUCACCAAAAAUUUGCAUUCUACUAGCUUGAUAGAGUUAAAGGCAAAAACAUACAAAAAAAAUUUAGGGCAAAUUUCAUAUGCUUAUUUGCAUAAUUAAUUAAUGAAAAAAAUAUAAACAAUUAAUUUUUGUCUUGUAAAUUUGAUGCAGAAGUACAUGAAAUUGCUGAUAGUACACUUAAUUGUAUGUAAAAUCAAACGCACCCAAAUAUGCGGAAUUCUACUACACAGUCUGCUUGCGUGAGUGGCUGUAUACAGUAAUAG
Messenger RNA from Lytechinus pictus (painted urchin), 2659 nucleotides. RefSeq names its product acetylcholine receptor subunit alpha-type unc-63-like. Gene Ontology annotation, cellular component: synapse; plasma membrane; neuron projection. Gene Ontology annotation, biological process: monoatomic ion transmembrane transport; regulation of membrane potential; nervous system process. The coding region runs from base 32 to 1081 and encodes 349 amino acids. Gene Ontology annotation, molecular function: excitatory extracellular ligand-gated monoatomic ion channel activity; transmembrane signaling receptor activity; transmitter-gated monoatomic ion channel activity involved in regulation of postsynaptic membrane potential. NCBI's taxonomy places the organism in Eukaryota, Metazoa, Echinodermata, Echinoidea, Temnopleuroida, Toxopneustidae. The record is from RefSeq and is a predicted model, not a curated record. The transcript has 5 exons.